AUGGAAACCGGUACUGAUAUGUUAUACGGAAAUAGAACUGGAUUAUUCGAAUGUCGCAAACGCCCUGCGACAAGGGCAAGCGCUCGGAGGGGAGCUGCAGCUACGGUGCCGACUGGAGGAGAGAUCUACCAAGAUAUGCUCGCGGAAGCUGGCGUGAAUUCACGGGAUCGGUCAUCGCCAGAGCGACCUUUAAAACGACGUCGUGCUGGGCCAAGCAGGGCAAGACCAGAGCCAGGAAACCCAUCAGAAGCAGCGCCACAGCAAGCAGAACCAAGUAAAGCACCUCCGGCACAAGUCGCAGACAAGGAAGAAGAUGACGACGAAGACGAGGACAUUGAGUUUGAAGAUGUUGCCUUGCCACAGCCAACGAUGCAGACCAUGGAGCUUGAAUCCGAUGAUGAUGAUGAGGACGAAGACAUCGUGUUCGAGGAUGUGGACUUUACAGCACCUCUCCAAGAUUUAGGCAAACCCGAAGAACCAAAGUCGUUGGAGCUCAAUCUUACAGCGCAUCAAUCAUCUACGGCCCAGGUAAAGAAGGCUGCCGAGCGGCGCAAACCAAUUAGUAGAGAGGAGCGCAAGACACGGAUGGAUGUCCACAAAACACAUCUUCUAUGUCUGCUGUCACACGCUGCACGUCGCAAUCAUUGGUGUAACGAUGGCAAAGUACAGGAUCACCUGCGACCGCAUUUAACGGACAAGACAGUCAACUACCUCACUCCCGGCGCGCAUCUUCCACAAUUUGGAAGGACCGAGAGCCUGAAGACUGGUCUCAAGCAGGCAGAGAGUGUAUGGAAGACGAAGUAUGAAGUUACCGAAAGGGGUCUACGACGUGCUCUGUGGGCGGAAGACCCAGAGCAGUUGAAAGAUUAUGAACCACCAGAUGAUAUGGAAAGCUGCUUAGAUCGUGACGAUUUUCGAGAAGCGGCAAAAAAGCUACAAGGGUCCAGAGACGUUGGAGCACAGCUAUAUUGCGCCCUUCUGCGAAGUGCUGGUGUACAAGCACGGUUGGUGUGCUCGCUACAACCUCUUGCAUGUACAUCUGGAGCCCCGUCGAUGCCAAAACCGAAGCAAAAACCGAAAAAACGCUCGACAAUAGAAGAAAAGAAUGCACAAGUACGAGCUACGAUGGCUAAGUACCAAGAAAUGGCCAGUGCUGGAUAUGGUUCACCAACUGGCGAUUCUUCAGCACGUCGACGGCUGGGUCAUCCAAACGCAACAUCAUAUAACUUUACACCGACGAUAUCUCCCCCAAAACCUCAGCCAACUUUCGAAACUCGCAAAAGAAUAAAAGAAUCCUCAUAUCCUGUGUACUGGGUCGAGAUUCUUGAUGUCGGACAUCAGAAGUGGCAACCGGUAGAUGCUGUGGUCACUCAUACUUUUUGGAAGCCGAAGGCCUUGGAGCCACCCAUUACUGAUAAGGAGAACUUUCUUUCCUACGUGGUUGCAUUUGAUGAAGAUGGCACUGCAAAAGACGUGACAAGGAGGUAUGCGAAGGCUUAUACAGCAAAGACCCGAAGAUCGAGAAUCGAUACUGCCUGUGAAGGCGGUGAUAUUUGGUGGAGACGGGUCAUGAAACUCUACGGCCGACGACGACGGACAGAUCUCGACCAAAUCGAGGAUAACGAACUCGUAGGAAUCGAGGCGAGAGAACCUAUGCCACGGAACGUACAGGACUUCAAAGACCACCCAGUCUUUGCGCUUGAACGACAUCUUCGACGCCACGAAGUUCUUGUUCCUGGAGCUACACCUUCCGGAACAGCUAAGCCCAAAAACCCUCUGGAUGAUGACCAAGAUGAGGAUGCCCAAGGAGAUGCUGGGACACCUAUCUACACCGAGGAUCAGACAGAGCUCUACGAGCCGCCCCCAGUGUGGAAUGGCGUGGUACCGAAGAAUAAGUUUGGAAACAUCGACGUUUAUGUACCAAGUAUGGUUCCUGCGGGAGGCGCACAUAUUAUCCACGAGCAUGCAGCACGAGCAGCAUUUAUGGCUGGAGUCGACUAUGCACCCGCUCUUACCGGCUUUUCAUUCAAAGGAAGACAUGGCACAGCUGUGCUAACCGGCAUAGUGGUCGCAAAAGAGCACGAAGAAGCUGUGCGAGCCAUAAUCGAUAGUCUGGGUGAUCUGGAGCAAGAAGUAGAGGAUGAGCGAAGAAGACACCGAGCACUCAAGGCUUGGAGGAAGUUUAUGAUGGCGUUACGUAUUAGAGAACAGAUUUGGAGCGGUGUGGAUGCAGAUGAAAGAAAGGCAGCGGAUGAUAAAGCGGCUAAAGAGGCACAGCUGGAUCAAGAGAUUGAGGAUGCGCCGAGUGAUGUUACUGAGGAGUUUGACAUGGCAGAUGAUGACGAUAUGGGCGGAGGGUUUUUGGUGGAAUAG
Messenger RNA from Fusarium redolens, 2373 nucleotides. RefSeq lists its product as uncharacterized. Gene Ontology annotation, biological process: nucleotide-excision repair; mismatch repair. Gene Ontology annotation, molecular function: single-stranded DNA binding; damaged DNA binding. The transcript has 4 exons. Bases 1 to 2373 code for a protein of 790 amino acids. The record is from RefSeq and is a predicted model, not a curated record. Gene Ontology annotation, cellular component: XPC complex; cytoplasm; nucleus. Lineage: Eukaryota; Fungi; Ascomycota; Sordariomycetes; Hypocreales; Nectriaceae.